AAAUCUUUGACACCCAAAACGAUGACGUCAGUGCCAAAGCUGAAGCUUUUGACAGUGAGAAGAUCCAUCAUGGCAUCACAACGGCAAACUCAGCGGCACCAGAGCAACCACGCUCCCAUUGGAUGUUGCCACACAGGAGGAGACGUCUCAAGUGCAUUUAGGUUUAAUUACAGCGACUAUCUGGCAGUGUUCACAAAACACAAUCCAAUUCGCAGUUUGAUUAUUUGCACAAAAAUCAGACAGCAAUGACCAUCCCAAGGUAUCUGACGGCAGCCCUGUGGCUGCUAACUGCAGUCGCCGCCUUUUCUCCCACUACUACCACCACUCGCCAUCCACUGCACUCGGUACAAUCAUCAUCAUCUUUCAAGCUCGCCUCUGCUGCCGCCAACGAGGAUGUUUGUACCAUUCAGAUCCUAAUGAGUGACACGGGUGGUGGUCAUCGAGCAUCUGCCAAUGCUUUGAGAGAUGCUUUUGAUGUCUUGCAUCCCGGAAAGAUACAAUGCGACAUUGUCGACAUCUUUACCGAUUACGGACCCUUCUGGCCGUUUACCGAUUAUCCUGCCAUUUACAAAAUCAUGGCCGAAUACAGCUUUUUGUGGGAUUGGUUCUAUCACUUGGGAGCUUCACCCUUUGGCAUUGCCGUCAACGAAUUCCUCAUGGAACUCUUUUGCUUUGAUUCCUUUCAAGAGUGCCUAGCACGACCAUCCGGAUCCACCAACCAUCGGGCGGACAUGGUCAUUAGUGUCCAUCCACUCUGUCAGGACGUGCCACUCAAAAUCUUGUCUUCCUUGGACACCAACGGGCAAACACGGUCUCCCGAUGCCCGUACGACACCAUUUGUCACUGUUGUGACUGAUUUGGGCGGGGCCCAUCCAACGUGGUUCAACAAGGGUGUCAACAAGUGUUUUGUACCCACAGAUGCACUCUAUCAAUGUGCACGAGAUCGCAACGUCCAACCCGACCAGCUUGUGCAGUAUGGACUCCCCAUUCGGAGAGGAUUCUGGGACCAGGCUUCGGGCAAGGAACAGAAAACACCCGUCCAGUUGCGACAGGAACUGGGACUCGACGUGGAAUUGCCAACCGUACUCAUGGUGGGAGGUGGAGAUGGGAUGGGUGGUAUUGUAGAUAUUGCCGCAGAAGUUGGCGACAAGUUGGGAUCUGGUAGUUCCACACCGGCCUAUCAAAUGGUGGUAGUUUGUGGAAGCAACGAAAAGGCCAAGCAAGCACUUUCCUCAAAGCAAUUUGGGGAUGGCGUCAAGGUCAAUGUACAAGGAUUUGUCAACAAUAUGGAUGAAUGGAUGCAGGCAUCGGAUGCAAUCGUCACCAAGGCGGGACCUGGAACCAUUGCAGAAGCAUCGAUUUGUGGAUUGCCUUGCAUGCUAUUCUCCUACCUACCUGGCCAGGAAGAAGGCAAUGUUCCCUUUGUGGAGAAUUCAGGCUUUGGCAAAUUCAGUGGAGAUCCAACAGUAAUUGCCGAAACGGUGAGUUCGUGGUUGGCAUCGCCCGAGAAAAUGAACUCGCUCAAGGAGGCUGCCUUGCAAGCAGCAAGACCUUCGGCGACAUUGGAUAUUGCCAAGGACUUGGCCGACAUGGUAUUCGCCCAAAAGGAAAAGCUCCGGGCAAAGGAACCCGUCAAAGUUGGCAGAGCAUGAAAAAGAGAAUAGUGAUUCUCUGCGCUUGCCCUGCUCUAGCUUUUGAAUUUUAAAAACACAAGAUAUUAGAUUGCGUGGUAUCACUU
This is a messenger RNA of Seminavis robusta, 1738 nucleotides long. The record is from the annotation of a GenBank genome assembly. NCBI's taxonomy places the organism in Eukaryota, Bacillariophyta, Bacillariophyceae, Naviculales, Naviculaceae.